Messenger RNA from Corythoichthys intestinalis (scribbled pipefish), 1620 nucleotides. RefSeq lists its product as uncharacterized. The record is from RefSeq and is a predicted model, not a curated record. Lineage: Eukaryota; Metazoa; Chordata; Actinopteri; Syngnathiformes; Syngnathidae. The transcript has 13 exons. The coding region runs from base 87 to 1619 and encodes 510 amino acids.
GUCAGCUGCUUCUAUAUGUCUGAGCAACAAAACCUGUUUUUGUGUCACUGUGGGUGCCCGCCUUUCCUUUCGAGCGAUGAUCAGAGAUGCCCACCAAAAAGUUGGCUAUCUUGGAGUCGUUGGAGAACUUGUCCAAGAAGAAUUAUGACAGGUUCUGCGUGGCUCUGGUCGACCGGCGCGGAAAACGGAGGGUGGCCCUGUCCAAGGUGGAGGACGAACCACGCACGGAGGUCACCAACGUGCUGGUGUCCACCUUCACCGAGGCCACAGCUCCGUCUAUCGUCUGUGAGCUCUUGAGGCAAAUCGGGUGCUUCGAUGAGGCUGAAAAUCUGAAUGUACAAAUUGCUCAAAUCGACAAAGAGUCAUUGAAUGCAUCUCCUGACAAACCCUGUUCUGUGACUGAUCGGCGACCAGUCCAGGGUUGUGUCGGCCCUUCACCCAGAGUCAACUGUGAUAGAUUCGAGCAAUCUAAGAACCAAAGGAGGAGCAGCGGGAAAGAAAAGGGAAGAAUGGAUGCUGCCAAGGCAAAAGAACAUGCACAAAUUGCUCAAAAUGACAGAGGGUUAUUGAAUGCAGCUCCUGACAAACCAUGUCCUGUGACUGAUUUGAGACCAGUCCAGGGUGCUGUCGGCCCUUCACCCGGAGUCAGCUGUGAUAUAUUCGAGAGACCUAAGAACCGAAGAAGGAGAAGCAGGAAAGAAAAGGAAAGAAUGAACGCCUCCACAGUGAAAGAAAAUAAAGAUGCUCAGAUAGCUAAAAUCGACAAAAAGUCACUGAAUGCAGCUCCUGACAAACCAUGUCCUGUAACCGACCAGCGACCAGUCCAAGGUGCAGUCGGCACUUCACCCCGAGUUACCUGUGAUAGUUUCCAGCAAUCUGAGGACCGACGGAGAAGCAGCAAAAAAGAAAAGAAAAUGGUGGAUCCUCCCAUAACGGAAGAACCAGCGGCGCAGGCAUUGAUGGCCGUAGGCAAAGCUGCAGCAAUACACUCCAAAGAUGCCCCAAUUGCUAAAAUCGACAAAAAGUCACUGAAUGCAGCUCCUGACAAACUGUGUCCUGCAACCGACCAGCGACCAGUCCAAGGUGCAAUUGGCCCUUCACCCGAAGUCAUCUGUGAUAGUUUUCAGCAAUCUGAGGACCAACAGAGAAGCACCAAGAAAGAAAAGAGAAGGAUGGAUGCUUCCAUAGCGGAAGAACAUUCCCAAAUCACUCAAAUUGACCAACAGUCAUUGAAUGCAACUCCUGAUCAACCAUGUCUUCCGACUUUCCGGCUACCAGUCCUGGGUGCAGUCGGCCCGUCAUUCGAAGGCAGCUGUGAUGAGCUUGAGUUAUCUGAGAAACCAAACGGGAUCAAUGGCAAAGAAAACGGAAGAAAAACGGAAGAAAAGAUGCUUCCACAGUUCUCAAUGAAGAGAGACCCGUCGGCCGCAAAACAAACACCUGUAAUCCAGACACGCAAAUUAUCUGACAGCGACGAAUCCAGCGACGACUCCAGCGAUUACUCCAGCGGUUAUUUUGACAGUGAUGACAACAUAUUUGAUCGAGUUGGAUUUUAUUUGAGGAGGACGGCGAAUAAGACAAUGAAAUUUAUGAAAAAGCAUGUACGCCUAAAAAAAUAAA